AUGAUUAAAAUUAUCUUAUUGAUAUCAAGUCUUUUUAUUUUGAAUAGCUACUAGGCUUCUUAAUAAAUUGGAACAUUUUUUACAGAGACUACAUUUUCAUCAAGUCAAGGUAUAUUAAUAAAUAAUUUAAAAAAGGAUGGGGAAUAAUUGGAUCAUCAGCUAUUUAUGAUACACAAAUGGGUAAAUCAGUUUUUGGAGGAAAAAACGGUUUUGCAGUUGGAACAACUAUUUACAAAUUAUUGGAGAUCCCUUAACCUCAUCAUACAAUAAGAAUGAAACUCAGAAUAUGGGCGUAAGAUUAGUUAAAAAAUAAAAUAGGAUCAAUAAAUGGGAAAGUGAAUAUAUUAUCGUUAAGGCUGAUGGAGUAGUGGUAAAUAAAUAAUUAGUACAUUCUGGUUUGACUAGCAAUUUUGCUUAAUUUUUAUUUUAAGAAAUCUUUUUUUUCCAUUCAGCUCCAUCUAUUAUAAUAGAAAUUACAUCUACUUUGGAUGAAGCAAAUAACAAUGUAUUUUUAAUGUUUUAAUUAUUAGGAAUCAUGGGGAGUAAGAGAUAUUGAUAUAUAAGCAAUCACAUGUCCAGUUGGAUGUGAUUUAUGUAGUUACUCAGAUACAUUGGAUACAUGUCCAAAAUAUUAAUUGUAAACCUCUAAUUUUGCUACAAGUACAUUUACAACAAAUCAAGGAUGGGUUGUAUAAGAUUCUGUUGUAUAAUAAUUGUUUUGUGAUAGUAAUCAAUUGAAUUAAUAACAUAGAGAUUUUGAUGUUUGGUUAUUUUCCAACAGGUGUUUCUAUCUUUAAGAAAUUUUAUUUGCCAACUACAUUUUAUAAAGUAAAAGUUAAAUUUCAAUUUUGGAAAAUUGAUGCUAUUAGCACUUCUAUUUCUCAUGCUCUUUAUGCAAAUGGUGAUAAUAUAUGGAACUUUGACUAAACUAAAACUAAAACAUUAAAUAUAUGUUCACUUGGAUCAAAUGAAGAAUAUGUUAAUGUUGAUAUUGAAUUUGAAUCUAAUUCACAAUUAAUAACAUUUUAGUUUUAUUCUGAUUCAGCUGCAGGAGAAUAUUAUGGAAUAAGAGAUUUUUAUAUAUAUGCUUUACUUUGUGAAGAUUAAACAAUGUUGUGUAUUAAUAGUCCAACUGAAAUUGUUACAAAUCCUGAUAUAAUGGACUUUUAAUAAAGUGUUUCAGAUUUAGUAGCUUCUUUUUCAAGUAGUCUUCCAUCUGAAUGGUCAUCUUAUUAAUCAUUCUCUGCAACACCUAGAAUCUCUGUACCUAAAUGUACAGAAGCAUCAGUUCCCAUUUAAUAUAUGGCUUUGUAUGAUACAUUGUAUAAAGAUUUUACUUUAAAUAUUCAUAAGACACUUAAAAUGAUAUUUUAUAUGUAUUCUCAAUCUAAAUAAAAUGAUGUCCUUUUAUAUGUAGAUGACAAUCUAGCAGAUACAAUUUAAAUUGGAUAUAGUUCAAAUGAUGUUAAUUGUGCAGGAUCUGCCUCAGGUGAUAAAUAUGAAGAAUACACUCUUUAUGCAGUUGAAGUGGAUCAUACUUCAUUAUUAACUAGAAUCUCAUUUAAAGGACGUACUUAUACAGGUGGAAAUUUCUUAUAAGGAUUUAAUAAAUUUGAAAUAUACACAGGUAAUUGUGAUUGUGAAAUCUGUACUGAUUCAGGCACAUGUGCAACAGUCUAUUCUUUAGUUGAUAUUGAUUUUGCUUAAGAUACUCUUACAGAUAAUGAGAAAUGGCAACUUAUAACAUAUAGUAUCUAAGCUACAACUUGUAAUACUAAGGAAAUCCUAGGAGGUUAUAAUGUUAUUAGUAAAGCUUAACAAGUUAGAGCCUUGUAUAAAUCAUUACCAACACAUUUGUCAUUGAGAAUUCAGAUGAAUAUAUAUUUCCUUAGUAAUUGGAUAAACACAGAAUAUCUGGUUAUCACUCUUGAUAAUGUAGAAGUUUGGAGACAGAAAGUUCUUUAAACAAAUUAUGCAUCCCAACUUUGUUCUGCUGGUGGGGCUACUUAUUAAGUUGUCGAGAUAGAUUUAUAUGUAAGUCAUGCUUAAUCUGAAUUUACUUUAAUAUUUAAUAUUGAAUCAGGAAGUGGAGAUGGUAUAUAAUAAUAAUUUAUUAAUAGAAUAUUGGGGAGUAAGAGAUUUUAUAGUUUCAACAUCAAAUUAAAUAAUAAGUUGA
Paramecium pentaurelia is the source of this 2176-nucleotide messenger RNA. Lineage: Eukaryota; Ciliophora; Oligohymenophorea; Peniculida; Parameciidae. The record is from the annotation of a GenBank genome assembly.